AUUUUUUUUAAAAAAAUUGUUGACAUUUCUGAACAGGCUUGUUUUGGGCAGGCUGACAGGCGCAAACAUGGCGGCCUCCUUACGGCUAGGACAUCGAGCCGUUUUAACAGGUUUUAGGUUUAUUCCGUUUCAAAAAUGCACUCACGUAAGUCAGAGUUUGUCCAGACAACUGUUUCAGUCUGCAUAUUUAUCAGGGGUCGCCCCACUCAAAGUGCAAAUGCCUGCCCUUUCACCCACCAUGGAAGAGGGUAACAUUGUGAAAUGGCUGAAGAAGGAAGGUGAGGCGGUGGCAGCUGGUGAUGCUCUCUGCGAAAUUGAGACAGACAAGGCUGUGGUUACCAUGGAUUCCAAUGAUGACGGAGUACUGGCUAAAAUCCUGAUGGAGGAAGGCAGUAAGAAUGUUCGUUUAGGGACUCUCAUUGCCUUGAUGGUUGAAGAAGGGCAAGACUGGAAAGAAGUGGAGAUCCCUCCGCUUGUCUCCUCCCAGCCUGCUCCAGCUCCGCCCCCACCUGCAGCUGCACCGCCUUCCCCGACACCUGUUGCCCCACCCUCCAGAAGUGCACCUGCCAUUGGACCGUUGAGGCUGAGUCCUGCUGCCAGACACAUUUUAGACACACAUGGUUUGGAUCCUCACUUGGCUACUGCCACGGGGCCACGAGGGCUAAUCACUAAAGAAGAUGCUUUAAACCUUCUGAAAAAAGGAGAUGCAGGCCUCCAAGCAGCUCCACUGUCUGUGUCUUCUCCUGCUUCUCCACCUCCUCCUUCCUCCGCUCAUGUUCCUCCAUCAGCUCCAGGCUUAGGAAGGCCUCAUCACCCAGCCAUCUCUGUCCCUGGAAAACCUGGUGCUCCAGGCACCUUCACAGAGAUCCCAGCCUCUAAUGUGCGGAGAGUGAUUGCACAGAGACUGACACAGUCCAAAACCACCAUACCUCAUGCGUAUGCCUCAGUGGACUGUGAUCUGGGAGCCGUGAUGCAGCUUCGCAAAGAGUUAGCCCAAGAGGAGAUCAAGGUGUCUGUCAAUGAUUUCAUUAUCAAGGCUGCUGCUGUUACACUCAAAGAAAUGCCAGAAGUCAAUGUGACCUGGUCCGGUGAGGGACCACAAGCACUGGACUCCAUCCAUAUUUCCAUUGCCGUGGCGACCGAGCGUGGCCUCAUCACGCCUAUCAUCAAAGAUGCGGCAGACAAAGGCGUGCAGGAGAUCUCCGCCAACGCCAAGGCACUGGCUCAGAAAGCAAGAGCAGGGAAACUGUUACCAGAAGAAUAUCAGGGAGGAUCCUUCAGUAUCUCUAACCUGGGGAUGUUUGGCAUCAACGGCUUCAGUGCAGUAAUUAAUCCUCCUCAGGCCUGUAUCCUGGCAGUGGGGCGAUCGAGGGCUGAGCUGGCGCCGGAAGCAGAGGGCUUCUGCACACAACACCUGAUGACCGUCACCCUGUCCAGCGAUGGACGUCUAGUAGACGAUGAACUUGCCUCACGCUUCCUUGAAAAGUUUCGCAACAAUUUGGAGAAGCCCCAGCGCAUGGCCCUUGCCUAGACAAGAGGAAAGAAGAAGAGAGUCGGAGAGCGACAUGUUUUAGUACACUGAAUGUUACUAUGAUCUACAGUAGUGUAGCAGGAUUAGUACCUUUAUUAAAGAGAGCUAUUUAAAAAGAUAUACACACAAUUAAAAUGAACUUUGUUACCCAAGACCCCUCUUUAACUUGUAUUUGCUGUUAAUGAAAGGCAAGAUUUUGUUGUGGUACGUUUGGACUUAUUUGGGUAUUUAAAUAUUUCACUAUUGUAAUAUUUCACAAACGGGUCAAUAUAAAAAUAUGGCACUUUAAUUUAUUUGGUCUUCAGUUAUGACCACCAUUUUUCAAGCAUGUAUUCUUUUUAUAUUUCUUCUGAAAUCUCAGAGGAAAUAUGGUGAAAUCUCAGAUUGCUGCCCUCCUAAAUGGAACGACUGGCUCCAAGCUCACGGUCACUGAAAUGGGCAGUCACACAGCCCUCUCCAUAUGCUUUCAGCUGUCCUAUGACAUUACAUGAGCAGCAGUAGAAAAACAAACAAAAAAAUUGCUGCCUUCCACAUAUCUUGCUGGAAGAAUAUUCUUACCCUUUAUUGCAUGGUGCUAUAUGACCAUGAGGCAAGAGGUUAAUUAGCAACACUUUACUCUGUGGUGUCAUACACCAAACAGUAACACAAAAUAAAAUGAUCAACUGAA
Messenger RNA from Tachysurus vachellii, 2198 nucleotides. RefSeq names its product pyruvate dehydrogenase complex component X (gene pdhx). Gene Ontology annotation, cellular component: mitochondrion; pyruvate dehydrogenase complex. The coding region runs from base 68 to 1531 and encodes 487 amino acids. Gene Ontology annotation, molecular function: acyltransferase activity. The record is from RefSeq and is a predicted model, not a curated record. The transcript has 11 exons. NCBI's taxonomy places the organism in Eukaryota, Metazoa, Chordata, Actinopteri, Siluriformes, Bagridae. Gene Ontology annotation, biological process: pyruvate decarboxylation to acetyl-CoA.